GCGGUCCAUCCUCUGAUUCAUCAACGGCCACUCAACGACUUCCCGCAGCUUCUCAGUCUCUGCGACACACAUUUCCAUGGCGGCCUCCUCCGCCACUCCUCGUCUUUCAUUUUCAUCCCUCUCUCUUUCCAAAUUCCUCCAUCCAUCAGUCCCUCUCGCAAUCCAUUCGAAUCCAUGGCCUCAAUUUCGUCCGUCCAAUUCCAAAAAAUCUCCAAUUCCUUUCAAUCGCAGCUCUCGAGCUGUUCAUAAAUCCCACUCUCCCACUGAAUUAAACAGAAUCCUCUUCACAGUCCCCUGUUCCGAUCGAAGAUUUCUGGCUAUGGAGUCUUCAGAAACUCUGCCUACUUUCAGACAAGGUCUUCUGAAAUCGGCCGCCGCGGAUGGAGCUACCACUUCUUCCUCUCUCUGUCAAAGUGUGUUUGGGGUAAUUCAUUUGGUUGCUUCUCUUGGAAUUAUUCUUGCGAUUGAUAAUCUCUUGAAAGGGGCUUUUGUGGCUGCUGCGAUUAAGUUUCCCAGUGCGUUGUUUGGGAUGUUUUGUAUCUUUUCUGUUCUGUUGGUUCUUGAUUCUACUGUUCCUUCUGCUGCUACCGGUGUUAUGAACUUCUUUGAACCAGCUCUCUUGUUUAUUCAGAGGUGGCUUCCUUUGUUCUAUGUUCCAUCCUUGGUUAUUUUGCCUUUGUCUGUGAAGGACAUCCCUGCGGCGUCUGGGAUCAAAAUUUGUUUCAUAAUAGCUGUCGGUUGGCUAGCUACUCUGUGUGUUGCAGGAUAUAUGGCUAUAGCUGUUAGAAAUGUUGUGAAAACGGAAAUGAUUGAUGCUAAGCCGAUGAAAAAACCAUCUCCCUUUUCUUCAGUUGAAAUGUGGAGUUGGACUGGAAUUUUUCUGGUGGCAUUUGUUGCUGCUUUGUUUUAUCCAACAGCACUAGGGACAAGUGCUCGAACAUUCCUUCCGUUUCUCCUCGCCUCGACCGUGUUAGGCUACAUUGUGGGUUCUAAUUUACCAGGCAGUGUUAAGACAGUUUUCCACCCAAUCAUCUGCUGUGCAAUCUCUGCUGAUCUUGCUGCACUGGCUUUUGGAUACCUCUCCCGCACUGGGCUUGAUCCAAUUCUAGCUUCAUAUUUGACAAAGGUAUCAUCUAACCCUGGAGCUGGUGAUAUUCUAAUGGGAUUUUUGGGAUCUGUUAUCCUCUCCUUUGCUUUCUCAAUGUUCAAACAGAGAGAGCUCGUUAAAAGGCAUGCGGCUGAGAUUUUUACCUCUGUCAUUAUCUCAACCAUAUUCUCGUUGUACUCGACUGCUCUUGUUGGACGUUUUAUCGGAUUAGAACCGAACUUAACUGUUUCCAUUCUACCAAGAUGUAUAACUGUGGCAUUGGCACUUAGCAUUGUGACAUUCUUUGAAGGCACCAAUGCAUCUGUCACCGCUGCUGUGGUUGUUGUAACUGGUCUGGUUGGGGCAAAUUUUGUCCAAGCUACCCUUGACAAUCUGAAGUUCCGCGAUCCUAUCGCCCGGGGAAUUGCAACUGCUUCUAGUGCACACGGGCUCGGAACAGCAGCGUUAUCGGCUAAGGAACCCGAAGCUCUACCGUUCUGCGCCAUUGCCUACGCGUUGAAUGGAAUUUUUGGCUCUUUGCUUUGCUCACUUCCAAUAGUUAGGCAAAGCUUGAUUGCCAUUGCUGGGUGAUAUAAAGCCAGUCUCUUGCUCACUGUCAUUGCUAAGCUGUCUGGUAUAAAGAAAAUCAUGGAAGCAUGGAGUUUUUACAGGGAACAAGAUGCUGCUCUGUGCUCUUCUAGUUCAUUCAUUUAGAAGCUUCAUUUUUCUGCAGUUCAUACUUAGAAUGUAAUGUUCUGACAGUGCUGUAACUAUUUUUAUUUUACAGAAAUAGAAAGGAAGAAAAUAUAUGCUUAAAUUA
Molecule: messenger RNA, 1907 nt
Organism: Cucurbita moschata (crookneck pumpkin)
Lineage: Eukaryota; Viridiplantae; Streptophyta; Magnoliopsida; Cucurbitales; Cucurbitaceae
Product: plastidal glycolate/glycerate translocator 1, chloroplastic-like
Exons: 8
Coding region: 77-1678 (533 amino acids)
Source: RefSeq, a predicted model, not a curated record